This is a messenger RNA of Hibiscus syriacus, 1548 nucleotides long. RefSeq names its product benzyl alcohol O-benzoyltransferase-like. The coding region runs from base 45 to 1418 and encodes 457 amino acids. Gene Ontology annotation, molecular function: acyltransferase activity, transferring groups other than amino-acyl groups. The record is from RefSeq and is a predicted model, not a curated record. NCBI's taxonomy places the organism in Eukaryota, Viridiplantae, Streptophyta, Magnoliopsida, Malvales, Malvaceae. The transcript is spliced from 2 exons.
CCUUGCCUUACCAACCAAAAAACAGUCCUACUUCUCUCGGUAUCAUGGCAGCUUCUUCUACUUCCCUAGUGUUCAAGGUUCAUCGACGUGAACCGGAACUGAUAGCUCCGGCUAAACCUACCCCUCACGAGUACAAACUGUUAUCUGAUAUCGAUGAUCAAGAAGGUCUUCGGUUUCAAAUUCCGGUUAUCCAAUUUUAUCGAUACGACCAUUCCAUGCAAAGAAAAGACCCUGUUAAAGUGAUUAGGGAAGCACUUGCACAGACCCUCGUGUUUUAUUACCCAUUUGCUGGUAGGUUGAGAGAAGGACCUCAGCGAAAGCUGAUGGUUGAUUGCAACGGUGAAGGCCUUAUGUUUAUCGAAGCAGAUGCGGAUGUUACGCUCGAGCAAUUCGGUGAUGCACUUCAACCACCAUUCCCUUGUUUGGAGGAGCUCCUUUACGAUGUUCCGGGCUCUACUGGUGUACUGAAUUGUCCAUUAAUACUUAUUCAGGUGACACGAUUAGGAUGUGGUGGUUUUAUCUUUGCUCUCCGUCUCAAUCAUACCAUGAGCGACGCUGCUGGCUUAUCUCAAUUCAUGUCUGCCGUAGGAGAAAUGGCUCGCGGUUGCCUUGCCCUGUCGAUCCCGCCCUUAUGGGAAAGACAUCUCUUAACGGCUAGAGAUCCACCGAGAGUCACACGUAAACACCGUGAGUACGACGAAGUAGAGGGAACCAUUGUCCCCUACGACGACAUGGUCCAUCGGUCCUUUUUCUUCGGCCCGACUGAAGUUUCGGCACUUCGCAAACUCGUGCCACAACAUCUUGAUAAGUGUUCAACUUUUGAGCUAUUGACCGCUUGCUUAUGGCGUUGUCGAACCAUUGCAAUUCAACCUAAUCCCGAGGAAGAGGUACGCAUUAUAUGCAUUGUAAACGCGCGUUCGAAGUUUGAUCCUUCGUUACCUUUAGGGUAUUAUGGGAACGCGUUCGCGUUCCCGGUGGCAGUAUCACAAGCAGGAAAGCUUUGUCGAAACCCAUUAGGGUAUUCAUUAGAACUCGUGAAACAAGCUAAGAAUGACGUAACGGAGGAAUACAUGAAAUCACUAGCAGAUUUAAUGGUAAUCAAGGGUCGACCACAUUUUACCGUUGUUCGAUCUUACCUAGUCUCGGACGUGACACGUGCCGGAUUCGGAGAUGCCGAUUUCGGGUGGGGCAAGGCAGUGUAUGGUGGUCCGGCUAAGGGUGGAGUAGGGGCAAUACCUGGAGUAGCAAGUUUUUUAAUUCCAUUCAAGAACAAGAAAGGAGAGGCUGGGAUUGUGCUACCAAUUACAUUGCCAGCACAAGCUAUGGAAAUAUUUGUGAAAGAACUAGAUGCUGUGAUACAGGGAAAGGCAAUAGAUGGGAGUGGACGUAAAUCGAUUUUCGUUUCAUCUUCUUUGUAAAUUUAGCUCUUGUAGUUUGUAUGAUCAUUUUCAGGUGAGGACAUUUGAUAUGUUAUAUGAUUAUAUAUUUUGUAUGGGUAUUCAUCUUUCUGUUGUUAUAUUUGAGUGGAAAUAUAAAGUUGAUUACAUA